Molecule: messenger RNA, 1638 nt
Organism: Darwinula stevensoni
Lineage: Eukaryota; Metazoa; Arthropoda; Ostracoda; Podocopida; Darwinulidae
Source: the annotation of a GenBank genome assembly
CAGCUAUAAUUUACCAUAUUUGGUUGGCAAUGUGCAGUUUCUCUUUUACUAGGUUCAAACACCAAUUUAGUAGCUAAUCAGAUAUCAAAUAAUCAGAUGCUUUAGAUCCAGGAACAUCCAAGCUCAUGAUGAGCUCAAUGGAUGAUCAAGUUUCCAGUUACCAAAUCCGUCCUACCUUUGAAACAAAAUUCCGCCCUUCCAUGGUGAAAGAUGUCAUUCAUGGUGUUCUGAUAGAGGAACUAGAAGGAAAGGUUUUCAGUGACAAAGAGGUCCCUAGUUUGUGCAAGUCUGUUGCAGAGUCCAUUACUUCCAAAGUUAAAGAAUUGGGGUAUGAGCGCUAUAAGUUCUGCGUGAAUGUCUUGAUUGGAGAGCAGAGGGGUGCUGGUGUUCAGGUUGGGAGCAGAUGCCUGUGGGACAUUGAUACUGACAACUAUGCAUCUGAUAUAUUUUUGAAUGAUUCCCUGUUCUGUGUUGCAGCUGUAUUUGGAAUCUACAGUUACUAGAAAGAGAUCUGCCUGUCUCAUCCAAAUACACUGGAUGAAGUGUUCCUGAAUCUCAUGCAUUGUGCUAUCAAUGAACCUUUUUGACUGGACAAGCCUCAGCUGAUUUUGAAGUCAGGGUCAAUUUUUAAGGCUCGGUUUUUCAUUUGAUACUAUAUUAACCUCCUAAAACUUUUUUUGCAGUUACUGGUAAUGAGCCGUGAAAAUAUGCAUCAAACUUUUACCAACUCCUUUAACACUCCUCAAGGAUUCCAAGUCAAACUUCUUGAAGCUCAUUAUUUUAGGAAUAUAAUGUUUUUAGUUAAUGCCUUCCUAGCUUUUAAAUAAGGAAAGCUUGAUGAGUAUAAAUGAACCAGGUAUGAGUGAAUUUUGUUCCCAGGCCUUUUAAAGUGCAAUUUGAAGCUUUAACAACUUGACCCUGUAGUCAAGAGGGCUGCUAAAAUGUUAACCCUAUUUAGGGCAGACUCUUUCAUGGGUGUUUGAUUUAAAAAAAAUUGUUAAUUCACUCAUUGGUGUACUCCUGACUUAAUUCAAAGUCUCUCGCAUAAUAACUUUUGUGAAAGUCCUGUUUUCCUCCUUGACUCAGUUUGGAGCUAUUUAAAUAAGACAAAGGAGCAACAAAAUACAAGUCUGUGUGGAGCAUCAUUCUUUCAUGUAAAUGAAAAUUGGAUUGCUUCAUCCAUAGACAGGACAAAGAUAAUCACAAUUUCACAUUUGAAUUUUUUAAUAUGCACAAGGAAGUAAUUUGAUUUCAUAGUUUCAUGAUGAGAAGGGUUUUUUGUCUUCAUUGGCCUGUCAUGGCUUUUUGGCGACUUUCAUCUAGUCAUCUGUCAUUGAUGACAUUGCAUCAAAUAAAUGUUAUUUUCUAAUUCUCAAUUGCAUUUAUGCUGGUUCCAGCCAUCAUUCAAAGUAGCUUCAGGCAAAAGUUAUUCCUGUUCACCCAAAACCCAUUUCCUCAGUUGUCAAGGUUUUUUUUCUCACUAAAGGCAAUCACCUUUACUUCCUUGCUUCUGUUAUGUUACUAUCACAUGAUGCUGUAUUGCUUUGUUUCUGUAUAUUUUUAUCGUGGAAAUACUUGCUCUGUGAUCUCAUUCCUGCAGGACUGAUUAUGUUCAAUAAAAGCAACAUUAAGAUUUUA